CUGAUUGGGAGGGGGCUGAAGAAGAAGAGAGAGCGAUCACAAAAAGAAAGAGAAUAAAAAGAAGAAGAGCAGCCUGGAUCCAAGGAGAGAUGUUUGUUGUUGAUGUUUUCAUAAUAUUGUUGUUGAUGUUUUCAUAAUAUUGUUGUUGAUGCGUUCAUAACGUUAUCGUUGAGGUGUGUGUAUCUAUGUAUGUGUACAUAUGUAUAUGUAUGUAUGUGUUCAUAUCUAUGUAUAUGUACACAGAGCGCAGGAGAACAGUACUAGUGAUGAUGAUGAGGAUGAAGAGCGGUUCAGCAGCUCAUCAUGUCUGGUUCUCCCUCAGAUGCCUGUGACCUCACACUGGACCCCAACACGGCCCACAGACGACUCUCUCUGUCUGAGGACAACAGGAAGGUGACGUGGGUUGGAGAGGACCAGUCGUAUCCGGAUCACCCAGACAGAUUUGACUCCCAGUACCAGGUGUUGGGUAGAGAGGCUCUGACUGGCCGCUGUUACUGGGAGGUAGAGUGGGAAGGAGUGGUUGAGAUAGGAGUGACAUACAGAGGAAUCACAAGGAGAGGAUGGGGUGGUGACAGCAGGCUUGGAUGGAACAACACUUCCUGGAGUCUUUAUUGUUCUGAUGGUCGUUACUCUGCCUGGUACAACGGUACAGAGACAGCCCUCCCUCUCCGCCCCGCUGGCUCCACCAGAGUAGGAGUGUAUCUGGACCGGCCUGCUGGCUCUCUGUCCUUCUACAGAGUGUCCCCAGGUGGAGGAGGGUCCUCAGACACACUGACACGCCUCCAAACCUUCUGGUCCUCCUUCACCCAGGAGGACCUCCUCCCGGGGAUGGGGCUAUGGAGGGUGGGCUGGCAGUCCUCAGCGUCUCUGUGUAAGUUAUAGUCUCUCUCUCUCUCUCUCUCUCUCUCUCUCUCUCUCUCUCUCUCUCUCUCUCUCUCUCUCUCUCUCUCUCUC
Gadus macrocephalus (Pacific cod) is the source of this 954-nucleotide messenger RNA. Its product is annotated as stonustoxin subunit beta-like. NCBI's taxonomy places the organism in Eukaryota, Metazoa, Chordata, Actinopteri, Gadiformes, Gadidae. Gene Ontology annotation, molecular function: protein binding. The coding region runs from base 304 to 882 and encodes 192 amino acids. The transcript is spliced from 2 exons. The record is from RefSeq and is a predicted model, not a curated record.